This is a messenger RNA of Ostrinia furnacalis (Asian corn borer), 976 nucleotides long. RefSeq lists its product as uncharacterized. The record is from RefSeq and is a predicted model, not a curated record. The transcript is spliced from 4 exons. Gene Ontology annotation, molecular function: galactosyltransferase activity. Gene Ontology annotation, cellular component: Golgi apparatus. NCBI's taxonomy places the organism in Eukaryota, Metazoa, Arthropoda, Insecta, Lepidoptera, Crambidae. The coding region runs from base 40 to 660 and encodes 206 amino acids. Gene Ontology annotation, biological process: carbohydrate metabolic process.
ACUUUGCUUUCAUUAAAUUGUUAUGUUUAUUUAGCGAAUAUGACGCCCCAAACGAUGAAAAUGCUUGUAAUGUUUAUCCUCGCGGCCGCCCUCUUGAACGUAACGAACUAUUUGUUCUACUGCCUCUACAAUCCGCAGUCGCGGCAGGCGAUGAGGGUAGAAGUUCAAGUUUCUGAACAUACGAAGUUCGUAAGGUUUAUGACUAAGCGUCGAAUGACUCGCAUCCCAAAAUGGUCCAACUUUCUGCUAUGCGAUAACAAGAGCUCUACCAAUCCAACAAAUAAUAAGGUAUCAGCAAGCAGCGAAGAGGACUACCGUGACCAGGGUUCCGACUCCGUAUUUUAUUACAAUGGGAUUAAAAAAGGAGAAUUUCUAUGCCCUGAGACACCCCUAGGCUUAGGUCCUCUGAAAGCCAAUCAAUUCGUCAGCCCCCAAGAAAUAGAAAAACUGUACGACGUUUUGCAACCCGGUGGUCUCUACGAAGAAAAUGAAUGCGUUCCUCGUCAAAAUGUCGCCGUUAUUGUCACCCACAGAGAGCAAAACCAAUUGCUUGAAUUUUUGUACUCACUUCAUUGUUUUCUGAUGAAACAACAAUUAGGAUACCAGAUAUUCGUUGUUAGGCAAAGUAAGUAUCAAUCCCACGAAAAAAUUAUCAUGUAAAAUGAAACACUUCACGGUCAAUAAGCAAGAUACCGACUGAUUUAACUAGCAUGUAACCUUUGCUCAUAUAGAACUUACGAUAAGAUCAACCACCUAAUUAAUUAAUUUAAAAUAGGCAACCAGUCAUCGCCCCUGAAUCAUGGCAAGCUAUUCAACGUGGGCUUCUCAGAAGCGCAAGGGCUAAAGAAGAGCGAGUGGAACUGUGUUGUGUUCCAUGACCACAACAUCCUGCCUGCUGACUCGCGCAACCUCUAUCGGUGCUCCGACCACCCGCUACAGCUGGUCACGCAUGUUGGGAAUAGGUGAAGAAAGUGUA